GCGGCCGGUUGCGUGCAGCCGCCGAGUUAAAGUCAACGGCAAGUCGAGGGGGCGAGAGAGAGAGAGAGAGAGAGAGAGAGAGACUUUGCAGUUGCAACAGGCGGCGGCUCCUCCUCUCUUGCGCCUUGCAAGAUCCAGAGGACUCCGGUGCGCACGAGGAAGGGACCCAUUUCUAACUGCGGGGAGCGGCGCGCUGCGAUGGGCUUGGAAUAAAAGCCUCCAGCACGUGCGGAGUGGCGCAGCGGAUCUCCCCCCCUCCCCCGACCAAACUCCCGUCCCUUCUUGACGUGCGCGCAAGUUUGGCUCCAUUCCUGCCUCCAGCUCUCGGGGCUGCCCGGCGGAGGCGGAGCACAUGAUGUACACCAUCACGAGGGGACCGAGCAAAAUAGCCACGCAGAGGCGGACAGGUCCCACGCAGCAGGUGGAGAGCAAAUUGGCGGACUUGAAAUGCCGGCGGCAGCAGCAGCAGCAGCAGCUCAACUCGUGGCCUCUCUCAAGCUCAGCUCCCAAGCUCGUGUUCAACAGGGUAAAUGGCAAAAGACCCGCGCUCAUGAUCCAGCCCACGUCAGCCACGGAAGAAAGCUACACCUUGGCUCACGAAGAAAACGUGCGGUUUGUGUAUGAAGCCUGGCAGCAGGUAGAACGGCAGCUGGAUGGCAGCCGGCAAGGAGACAGUGGAUCCGGCCCAGUGGAAUACACGGAGAAAACACCCAGCCCUGAACUGAAAGAUUUUGUGCCCAUAGACCUUGAAGACUGGUGGGCACAGCAAUUCCUGGCCAACAUCGAGAAUGGCUCUUAAUGAGGGGGUUUCGUAGAAAAGCUUAAAAUAGAAAAUAAAAUUUUACCGUAAGAAAAUGCACAGCCGUCUGAGCGGGGGGAGAAGAAGAGUGAGAUGAAAAAAUGGACCUCAGCAGUCCCACCCUCGGACCCACUCUGGGGCUGGGAAGGAACGUGACUUGCUGUCCGAAGCGGGGCUGCCUUAGAAGUGCCGGAAUUCGCGCGGCCAAGAUGACUACGGACUGCAUGCUCUGGAACUGCUAUGGCAAAGUGGGGAGGGUGGAUAUGGGCAGAGGCUGGCCACCCUGUCCUUCUCCCGCUUGGAGCUGGCACCCACACAAAGCCGGCACGGAUCUGUAAGGCCAGGACUGCGUUUGCAAUAAAAGCACCGAUGCUGCCUUAGGAGGAAUUAUUGCU
This is a messenger RNA of Elgaria multicarinata webbii, 1194 nucleotides long. It is a transcript of the gene MCRIP2, whose product is annotated as MAPK regulated corepressor interacting protein 2. The transcript is spliced from 5 exons. The record is from RefSeq and is a predicted model, not a curated record. The coding region runs from base 353 to 799 and encodes 148 amino acids. NCBI's taxonomy places the organism in Eukaryota, Metazoa, Chordata, Lepidosauria, Squamata, Anguidae.